Messenger RNA from Anthonomus grandis grandis, 2468 nucleotides. RefSeq names its product LMBR1 domain-containing protein 2 homolog. NCBI's taxonomy places the organism in Eukaryota, Metazoa, Arthropoda, Insecta, Coleoptera, Curculionidae. The transcript is spliced from 11 exons. The record is from RefSeq and is a predicted model, not a curated record. Bases 139 to 2187 code for a protein of 682 amino acids. Gene Ontology annotation, cellular component: membrane.
CCCUGGAGAAGUUGGAAAAAAUGCAACAGGAAGCUCAAAACUUGAGGAAGAGACCCAGUUCCAAUAGAGCUGAAAAUCCAUACUGAAAAGCCCUUCUGGUAACAUUUGUUGGUAAAAAGCUUUUCACUAGCAAUAAACAUGAGCUAUGCACCGUUGAUAUCCAAAAUAUUACUAUCAUUCUUCAUAUCCUCCACUGUCUUGUACAGAUAUGGAAAUUGGUUUAGGCAUAGAAUUUUUGUCACCCUAACAGUGUUAUUGGCUUGGUUCUGUAGUUUUUUAAUUAUAUUUGCCCUACCUCUUGAUGUUAUUUCGACUGUAUACAGACAACAGAACCACACAGAAAUUCUACUAAAAGACAAUGUAACAAAGGUAUGCUGUGAUGAACCAUGGAGUAAUUUGCCUGAAAGGGUUUUUAUAAACUUAUGGAGGACAGUCUAUUGGAGUACCCAAUUUCUGACAUGGCUAAUAAUGCCUAUGAUGCAAUCCUACAUAAAAGCUGGAGAUUUUACUGUAAAAGGGAAAUUAAAAUCUGCCUUAGUUGACAAUGCAAUUUACUAUGGCUCAUAUUUGUUGAUUUGUGGUAUUUUGCUGAUAUAUUUAGCCUUAAAACCUGGUAUAGACUUGGACUGGAACAAAUUAAAAGCUAUAGCUUCAUCAGCCAGUAACACAUGGGGUUUAUUUUUGCUUGUUCUUCUUCUUGGUUAUUCUUUAGUAGAGGCACCUAGGGGUUUUUGGCACAAUUCAAAUGCCAGCUUAAAACUAACCCAGUAUUACUUUAAAGCUGCUAAACUGAGCUCUGAUAAAGCUGAAGCAGAAGAAACUGUUGAUGAUGUCCUUGAGUCACUUCAAGCCAUAUCAAUGAUUAUUAGACCAGGGCAUUAUUUGCAUGAACCCUUGGAAACAAUAUUGCAAAAGGUGCCGGUAGAAUUAAAAGAAAGAAUGAAUAGGAGGCAAAUUCCUGAGGAUGCACCGCAUGAUUCACCUACUGAGAAAACUUUGGUGAGAUUGCACAGGCAGACAAUUAAAUCUCUUCAGGUGCUACAGAGGACAGAAACUCAGUGGAACAUUUUACUGGAAAAGAUUUUCCUUACUGAGGAUACUUUAAAGAAUCAAGUGUCGAGAGACAGGCAAUUUAAGCAUACAUUUCCCAGAAAAAGGACAUGGUUUACUCAAUAUAUUUUUACUUCAGUUGUAGAAUGGUAUUGGAAAUGCCUUAUAGCACCAUAUUGCUGGAAAUUGAUUGCUAUAGUCACAGGAAUCAUGUCAGUUUGCAUUGUAUGGUCAGAAGUGACAUUUUUCAGUGUAUCACCCCCUUUAUCUAUAUUUGCAGUGAUUGUUAAUGCUGCUAAAGCUAAUUAUGACUAUUUUAUGAUUGAGGCUUUGUCUACAUUUAUAAUACUCUAUCUCUCAUUUUGUGCUUACUCAACUGUACUUAAAAUAAAACUGCUCAAUUUGUACUACUUAGCUCCUCACCACCAAACUAAUGAGCACAGUUUAAUAUUUUCCGGAAUGAUGUUUAGCAGACUGACUCCGGCCCUGUGUCUUAACUUUUUGGGACUUAUACAUAUGGAUAGUCAUGUUAUACAUAGUGAAAUUAACGAAACUUCUUAUACCCAGAUCAUGGGUCAUAUGGACGUUAUAGGCAUAAUUUCCCACGGAUUUAACGUCUAUUUUCCCAUGGCAAUAUUGGUUUUUUGCCUGGCCACAUAUUUUAGUCUUGGAUCGAGGUUUUUGUCAAUGUUAGGCUUUCAUCAGUUUGUCGGUGACGAAGAAAUGACUACAGAUUUGGUUGAGGAGGGCAGGGAACUUAUUAAAAGAGAAAAACGCAAGAGACAAAGAGCAGAAGAAUCAUUUAACAGGAGGAAGGAUUUUCAAGAAAGAUUCCCUGUCAAUGGAAGAGCGAGGCCUAAUAUGUCUAAUAGUGAACCAGGGCGGCCUAUGCAACAAUUAGAAAGUAGCAGAAUAAGAGAUUCAUAUAAUUUAGACACAUACAAUAGAACCACUUAUACUAGUGAUGAAGUUGAUACCCGGUUUCCGCCUGUAGAGGAUGAUAUUGAUCAGCGUUUCGGAGCCAGCACAGGUUUCGGAAGAAACUCGUCCAAUUUGGACACCAGAUUCGCCGACGGUUAUCAAAACGAUAACCGAAGGGUGGGCGUACCACCACGGGGCAUUUUUGACGAUGUAUAAACUUAGAAACUUGUUAAGAAUUAUGAAAUAUGGCUGUUAAAGAGGGUGUUUAUAUUUUUCAAUAAGGAUAUAUGUUGUAGGACUAUAGUAUCUAGUCAGUGAAACUUAUAUUUAUUGUUUAGGUAGCUUCGGUGAGCUUUAUUAGAAUUUUCGUAUGCGUUAUUCUUGAAUACACUUACUUAGGGCAUAGUUCGCUAGUAAUUUAUAGUUGAUAAUUUUUUUGUAUAUUUUGAGAUUUAAUACUUUUAUAUUUAUUAUUAUUAUAAUUUAUUUAUUGCCUA